AACACAAAUGCAAAAUGUACAUGGACGGAGUGAGCGUAAAUUGAUCGUGCUAAAUAAGCACAACCAACUCCGUUGGUCCUACUCAAGCGAUCGUAGCAGAGUUAGGUAGCUUCCUUGGCACAUUGGCAAGGAAUUCGACCUUUUGUCCUGUUAACGUAUCAAAUUGGAGGAAACUGAAAACACAUAAAGAUAUGUGGAAAUAUACCAAGGAAAAAUAUAACAUUCCUGAUGCUGCACAAGCAUGGGCUUUAAAAGCAAUUCAAUCUGCUUGGAGAAAGUAUAAGAAUUGGUUGAAGAAUAAACACUAUGUACCCUAUGCCAAUGACGAACUUCGAAUGGAAAACAGGCCCGGAUAUGUUCCACAAUCUCAUUUUAUGGAUCUCCUUGUAUACUGGAACUCCGAAAAAUCUCAGAAAAUGUCCAACACUAACACAGAGAAUCGCAAAAAGUUGAGAUAUCCGCAUACUGUUGGCAAAAAAAGCUUUGCUGUAAUUCGCGAGGGUCGAAAUGGAAAGAAUAGAAACUCAAGAAAGCGAAGAUGGAAGUCAAUCGCUGAUGCAUUUGCCGCGCAGGGACCUCGAUCAUCCGGGCCACGUAAGAUUCAAAAAAUGGAGGAGAUGGAAGCGAGGAUGCAAAAAAUGCAGGAAAAAUUCGACGCACAAACGGAGGUGAUGGAACAAGAUUCAAUUUUCGUUCGCGGGGAUAAGCUGCUAGUAGUAACAACCAAGGUCAGUAAUUCUUCUUCUUCUUCUUCCACUGUUCUCUCUGUUCAAGACAUUUCUUUUCUUCUUGUUCUCUGUCUCAAGAAACUGAGUAAUCUUGAUUCGUACAUGUGA
This is a messenger RNA of Lycium ferocissimum, 836 nucleotides long. RefSeq lists its product as uncharacterized. Lineage: Eukaryota; Viridiplantae; Streptophyta; Magnoliopsida; Solanales; Solanaceae. The coding region runs from base 192 to 836 and encodes 214 amino acids. The record is from RefSeq and is a predicted model, not a curated record. The transcript has 6 exons.